CUCAAAAGAAAAUGCCUCAAAUAGACGUCUAGACCCUGUGGGCCAAAAUGAGAUACUACGCCUACUUUUUCAUUCACUCUGAAUGCGCCUACACUUUGAGCAAUGGAGCGGGAGAGGGAAAGAGAAGCUGCCACAGCUCGAAGAAGCGCCGGCCAGGAAUGACUCGGCGUCGUCGCCAGCUGCGUUACCCGGCGUGCCCCGCGCGGCGCCGGCGGAGAGACGUGGGGGGAGGGGCGGGGAGGAGGAAGCGGCGGCGGCGGCUGCGGAUGUCGCUGCGACCGAGCGGCGUCUGAACACACGGCGGCUGCCGGGCGCCCGAGGCGGGCCUGCGCCGCAGCCCACGCGGAUCUCCGCGGCCCCUCGUCCGCUAGGGAGGCCCCGCGCUCGCUGUCACUGAGGCGGCGUGCCCCACAUUCUUCACUGCCCG
Messenger RNA from Vicugna pacos (alpaca), 427 nucleotides. The record is from RefSeq and is a predicted model, not a curated record. NCBI's taxonomy places the organism in Eukaryota, Metazoa, Chordata, Mammalia, Artiodactyla, Camelidae.